GUCCUUGGGCCGCUCGACUAGAAGACGAAGGGGGCGUCUCCCCAGCUUCUGCGGCGUCGGUGGCGAGCUAAGGUGGAGGAAGGCUGCGGCAGCGACGGCGACAGCGGCGGCAGCACCAUGGAGGGGCUCGCAGGAUCCUUGCUGCCUUGGUGAUCCCAGGCUGACAGCCAGAGAGCACAGCGGCUCAGCUCCUGGAGAGAGAGUCGAAGAGAACGGAGGGCAGCCACCUGUGCCUGCUGGCUCCCAUUAGGUCGGUUCCUGCAGCGGUGCCUGGCAGCCUUGGUGAAGGCCCUGCCCGGCAGAGAUCAUGUAUUGCCUCCAGUGGCUGCUGCCCGUCCUCCUCAUCCCCAAGCCCCUCAACCCCGCUCUGUGGUUCAGCCACUCCAUGUUCAUGGGCUUCUACCUGCUCAGCUUCCUUCUGGAACGGAAACCUUGCACAAUAUGUGCCUUGGUUUUCCUGGCAGCCCUCUUCCUUAUCUGCUAUAGCUGCUGGGGAAAUUGUUUCCUGUACCACUGCUCCGAUUCCUCACUUCCGGAAUCCGCCCAUGAUCCUGGUGUUGUGGGCACCUAACAGCUGCCGAAAUAGCUUUCCAAGGAAGCAGAAGACGGGAGGGGAGGUAUUGACAUAGGUCAUAAAGCAUUUGGAGUUUCAAAUCCCGCAACCCUGCGGGUGCCACAUUCCUGAUGGAGCCUUUUGGCCUGUGAUGUUUUAUCCUUACAAUGUGAAUAAUGGCACUGACCAGUGCUUCUGUUGUAGCGUCUUGUAGUCGUGGGUGGUCUUAUGGUUGUGUGUUCUGUCACCAUCUGGGUCCCGGAUGAUGGACUGGCCCACCCCCUUGCUCAUCGUUGUGGGGAGUCUACACCCAUCCUGGUCAACCGCCCUUGGUAUGACCUGGGCAGAGACAAUGCUAGUUUCAUUGUCACCUCCAUGACCCUUCCUCAUCAGGAUCUUCCUCAUCAGGAUCUUCCUCCUCCCUCUUCAGUCCCUUUCCCUGGUUUCCCCUUGGUUCUUUCCCACCCCUUUCCUUUUGGGGGAACACCUGUCCAAGACAGGGCUUGUUUUUGCACUUAUCUCAAAUUUGAAGAGAUUGCUGAUGCCCGAGAGCCUCGCUUUUUCACCCUCCUUUCCCUGUCGAGCAGGUGAGACGGAAUCAUGUCUCAAUUGCUUGUUGUCCACAAACCUCCAGUAUUUUCUCUGCCUCAUUUUUAAGAGAGAAGCAAUGGAGAGACAUUGUUCUUUGGCUUGGGUGUCUGGGCUCUGGCUUUCCAGCCCAGCCUCUCUCCUUUUGCUCUUCCUCCUGCCUCUCUCAGCCGUCCUAAGGGAGCCACCUCUGGGCUCCAGUGCAUGCUUUUCAGGAGAGAGGUGUGCAGUGUUCUUGUAGACCCAGUGGUCCCCAGCUGAGUGAACAGGAAAGUAUUAUGUGUUUCAUAGCAGCCAUGAUUCCCUUGAUAGGUGUUUGGGUAUUUUUUGAUGUGCUCUGUAUGUGUGCACGCAUGCGUGUGAGAAUGUGUGUGUGUGUGUGUGUGUGUGUGUGUAUACGUUCAAAUACAUGUGUAUAUUCCUUGUGAAGAAGCUUUACUGAAUGUGUUCUGGUUUUGAGGUUUAGUAGUAGUAGCUAGCUGUAGUAGGUCCACUGCAGUUUUUAUUUAGCAUGGGGAUUGCAGAGUGACCAGCACAGUGGACUCCACGGUGGUUCAGACAAGACCCGGGGAGCAGUGGCCGUCAUCCUCCCGCCAGGAGCUCCUUCGUUUGUGCACGUAGACUGUACACUAUGAAGAAUACACAGGAAGACUUGGUGACUUGGUACUUGUUCUGUUUUCUCUGCGCUUCAGUAACAAGUGUUGGCAAAUGAGACUUUCUCCUGGCCCCAGCCCACUGGGGAUCAGCAUGGUUGUUCUUCCAGUCAGAAAUGUCCUCUUGUGUACGAGUGAGGGUGAUGGGCCAGGCACAGAACUGGAAGCAAGCAUCUGGGGAGUGGGACUUCGAGGCCACACUUGGGAAACACUUGGACUGCUGUUGUAAAGCUUUUUUUUUUUUCCUGGUGUCUUCGUUCUACAGCUGUUUGAAAUGUUUAAUAAAGCUUUAUAAACUUUACUUCGUGAUUUUAUGUGGCUACAGUCCAUUUGGGUCAUGGUGUUGGAUUUCUGAGUUGGUGGGGGGCAGGGUAAAAUACUCGGCUGAGUCCUUGGCGCCAGAGCACCUUAGCUAGAGAAUUUGAUCUGUUCUGUGGAGAGCAGAUGGUGGUGUUGGGGGAGGGGCAAGGGGCAAUCAAGGCGGUGAACAGGAGGGAGUCUGAAAGUUUUCAGAGAUGAGACAUUUGCACUUCUCAGCUCCCAUGGCUUCCCGCCUGAAACUGUUUGCUUCAUAGAAGACUUUAGUAAUGGAUCCCUUGAUAAACAACUUAAGACAGCUGGGGCUCUAAUCAAGGAUUUGUAUGGUGCUGCUUUUGAAGUAAAAAUAAGUGAAACCCCUCAUGGCAUUUCAACUGGAAAAAUAAAUAAGGCUUGCCAUCCACCCAGCAUAUCUUAGGUGAUAGCUAGAAGCAUGAGGGGAUACAGUCCUCUGCUGUAGACAUGUGUUAACUGUGGCUGUGACCUGGGACACUCAGUUGUGGCAGCAUGUCACGACCCUGUGCUGGGCAUCACCUCCAAGUCUCCUCCCUCUCAAAAAGCAGACUAGGAGCACUGCCUGAGAAAUGGGAGCUGUUGUGAGGGUUGCUAAGAUAAUGUUUGAGGAUGAUUUGGUGAUGUUAGGGAAGUGCACGGUGACCUACCUAGACUUUUCCUUUAUUAUCCAGUGGGAAAACUGGAUUUACCUCUGCUCUCCUGCCUUUGUUUGUUUGUUUGUUUGUUUGUUUGUUUGUUUUUGCAUUCCUGAUAUUGCUGGCCCAUGCUUUCCUCUUCUUGAUUAUAACUUUCCAAAGAGCCAGGUGUAGUGGUUCACACCUAUAAUCCUAGCACUUAGGAAGCUGAGGCAGGAGGAUUGCCAACCUAGGCUACAGAGUGAGAACCUAUCUAAUACAAAACAAAAUAAAAUGACCAAAGAUGUGUCUGUUUUAGAAGGGUUUUCUUUGAAAAUUGGCAGUGAUCGUUCUUGGGAUGUCUGUCUGCUUCGGUGUUGCUCUGAUCUCUUGAGGUCUUUACUAUGUGUAGCUGUUUGGAGUUCUGCAGAGCUCGACAAGCUGAGGAGCUGGGCGUAGGGAAAGGCCAGUUUGUUCAACAAGCACAGAGACCCUGUACAAGGCUUGCUGGGGAUUUGAGGACAAGCAGGCCUGACACUCCAGGACCUCAUGAUUCUAGCCUAGUGGGGAGACUUAGCAAAACAGACAACUGCAGAUUCCCAAAACAAAACAGACAGACAGAGGCUUUUGUGUCCCUCUCCUGUGGAGGCACCUGGAUCAGAAAUGAAGCCAAGAUCAUUGCUUAUUUUGCUCUCCGUUGGAAAGCAGCUUUCUGUCUUAGAUCAUGUGCUCAAGAGUCACAUAUAGGCUUCCCUCCAAGAGAUUUGUGGUCCUUUCAGUAGGGUGCUGAUAGCCCAUCCUUCUCAGGGUGCUUGCCACCUGGGGGUUCUGUCUGCCCACAGGGUUCCCUACAUCUCCUAGGAUGCUAUCCCUCUUCCUGAACUAUCUUCCAGGAAAGCAAAAAGAAGACACUUCCUGUGCAGAAGGCCCCCAGGCCUUCGAGGGCCUCACACUGCACUUCUGUUGCCACUGGGACUCUUUGAGAAGGUGUCCCGCUUCCGCUGUCAGUUCCUGAUCAGAAAAAUGUGGUCUUUGGAACAAACACAGUUCUCCCAGCCCUGGUGAUCUGGGAGUCUUUUCUGUUCGAAUCCUUGGCUGAUGGGAGAGCCCAGCCGAGGAAGGUGGCUGGACUGAGUUGGCGACAGAGUACUUGAGAGCUGCCUGCAUGUGCCUUGAUCAGUGUGCCAUGUGUGCCCAGACUCUACUUGGGGCAGGGAACUUCAUUUCUUCCUUCUCUGUGCUGAGAUCUUGUCUACAGCCCAUCCAUCAUUCAGCUGUCAUGCAUACUGUUGCUGAGCUAUGGCAGAGUUCCUUUAGCAGCUGAGUCCCUGGAGGGCAUGGCCCAUGAGUCCUGCUCAGGAGACCUGCCUUAUUAUUCUCCAGUUUUUGUCAGAGUCUCGUGUGGUGAGACCCUGGGACCACAGUGGACAGUUUCCACUGCCACAGUGUCCUCCAGACUAAAGAAAAAGGGGAGAGUAUUUACUGGUCAAGUCAUCCUAGAGAUCCGUGGCUAGGCACUGUGGCAGGGUUCUGAGGGUCUCAGGAAGGAGCUGAUGCAGACUAGGAGGACUGGCUUUCAGACCUGGAGAUCAAGUGGGACUGUGUGAGCAGUGAAGUAAUACAGGAGAUGCUGCUUGUCACCAUCUAAUCCAGCAUCUUGCCAACAGAUAGAGACUGAACUGCAAAGUAAAAUGAAGGACCACUAGUAUCUGGCUGCCUUAGAAACAGACCCCAGAAAGCUUCUGGGGAAAAAGGUCAGUCUAUUUUAACCUAGAACACUGACAGUUGGGGGGCACUAAGGGAGGGUUUUAAAGCUGAAUUGCUGCUAGCAAGCCCCAAAACCGUCCUGAGAGCUCCAGUUGCCAGCUGACGAGGAGCCAUCACAGUAAGCAGUAUGUGAGGUGGGCUUCGUCCCAUAGGGGUGUGUAGCUCACUGGGAGUGAGGAGAAAGGGCUUCCAAGUGGCAGUGGUGAGUUCAGCGUGGCAGUACUGGGUGAACAGGGUGUGUUGAAAUCAGCAUUGUCCAUCUGAGUCAGGCCAAGCCACAUAGCUGGAGGGUCCAUAGCAGCCUGUCUCUUUGGGGAAUCUAGGAAAGGGACUCAAACACUAGGGCCAGGAGUGGACUAGAAGACUAAAAACCCUCCUAGGAGGAGUCAAGGAGCCCUGGGUCUUAUGCUUGCCUUUGUUACUUGCACCUGUCCACAUCCCUCCACCCCCAGCCUUAGUUUCCUCCCCUUAAAGUGGAGGCCAUUAGCAUCAGCCUCAGGGUAGUCUCCAAUGGCACUCCUCUGUCAGUGGGAGGGCACUCCAUGUCUCUGACUAGGCUGUCUCCUCAGAGCAGCCAGUACAGGGGCAUGUGUGAGGGUGCCUUGUCGGAUCUGCUUGAACAAGACCCUCCUAAAGACAAAUCUCUGGGUAGUUCUGGCCUCUCACUUGCCCUGGGCAGUUGUAGAGAGCACAUACUUGGACAGCUUGCCCAUGCUGCCAUUCCCCUGUCCCAUGCUAGUGGUGACAGCCUUCCAAAAAAAGACAGGAAGACACAGAAGAUUGUAGGGCCCUGGGCUUGAUUCCUCACCACUUGGCAUGUGACCUUGUUCUUCACUGCUCAUGUUCCUUGAGGCCUGGUGCCCCGUUUAUUUAUUAGUUAAGGAAGAAGUCUUUACCAUUUCCAGAACCAUCUCCUGUGAGACAUUGGUGACCUUUACUCUUGUUACUUUAGUUUUUUGGUUUUUGUUUUUUUUUUAAAUGCUGGCUAAAAGUUGUUAAGGCAGUGAAGGAUUUAAUCAAAGGAUUUUGCAUUAGAGGAAUCAACUUUUUUACUUUUGCAUGCAGAAGUGCCAAGAAUAUCCAUGUAUAGCCAAGGCAGAUGUGGAAGGGCCCGUGAGGGAGGAAACAGACAAAACAUUUCAGUGGUUCCCUGGUUCCCACGCCUUAGCUGGAUCAUUGAGGUCCUGCAUGACCCUUAAUCCUAGAGGCUUUGUCACUUGACCAGUCACAGAACCUGCCUGACCAGGCCUGGCACAGUACCUGUUAGUCUGUGGCUUUAUGGGUAAAUAGGUGGUGGUUCAGUCAGUCAAUGCUAGACUCCUAAAGGCACUAGGUGACUGGUCUUUCCUAGAAGGCAGAAAAUCACCUCCCAAGACUCCUCUUGGCAACUCUGAAGUGACAAGGAUUAUUUUCCAGACUAGUCGUUUAAGAAGAACCUCCAAAAGCACACAGCUUGGCAUCCUUUCUGUAGCAGAGAGCCUAUGAGGCAAGCGCCUGGCAGGCCGGAGGUAGUGGAUUCCUGAUUAAAUCUCGUCUCCUGCCUUGUGCCCUCAACCCCAUGUGUUUGGAAGUGUCCUUUUCCUAUUGUCCCUCCUGCCUGGCACAUCGGUGAGCGGGCAGCCGUGCAGAGUGCAGACUCCCUGUUCUGCAACCAAGCCCAUCCCUGGCAAGUUGCUCGCUGCGUACAGAUUGACAGCGGCCCACUGGCCCUUCAUCCCUGAGCUCUGAUAGACCAUACACUGAGUUCCUGGCUGGCUGGCAUUCUCUUGCCUUUGCCAUCUUCUUUCCUCAGAAAUCGUGGGCAUCAUCACCAGUGACGGGCUCAGAACUGCCUUUCUUCAGGCCCACUUCACUGCUGGAUACCUGCAUCUCUGAAAACCCUCUGCCAGGUGUUAGCCUUCCUCCGGGCCCUCUGCCCAGGAAAGACCAGCCUCUGCAGCCCACAGGCUUCAGUUCUGUAAGGCCGCCUGCUCACAGACAGACAGGGUUCUUUGUAGGGCUGCUUUUAGUGGGUGGCAAAAGGGUUUGCUUAUUUUCACUUACUGGUCAAGUAUGAACUAUUGUUUCCACACUCAAGAGCCAUUUUUGUGGAUACUAUGUGAUUCCAUUUUGCACAGACAAGAACUGUGGCCCACAGGGGCUUAACACACACCCAACUCUUCCCAUAAUGGCCCUCAUAUCUGUGCCCACCUACAACGUGGUGUGCAGUUGUGGCUAAUACUGGAAUUGGGAAGACUAGCCUGGACCUCCUCAGCCCUCCUUAGCUGACAGCACUUCUGUACCUGUCUGCAAACCCAUCUUUCUGGCCCCUCGGUGUUUCCCAGGCCCACAGCCUUCUCUUCAUUUGGAUCCAGUCAUUCUGGCUGCUCAGUUGCACCUGUGUCUCUGAGCAUCCAGCCCGACUCCUUUUACCCGUGGUCCAUACUGCUGCUGUCAGCCUUCCCUCCUAACUUAGGGGUGCUCUGUGGCACUCAGCUCACUUUUGUCCUUUUACAAAAAUGGCAUGCUUACAGUCUGGCUGGCACCUCUGAGCUCCUUCUCCAGGUGCCAGAGACACUCACCUGUCCUUAACAAAGUUGGUCCAGAAAGGUGUCAGGGUGACAGCUGCUGCCAUCAUGAAGACCAAGAAGAAACCACUGCCUCUCUGAGGGGAUCUUACCAUCCCUCUUGGGAUUAGUGUAGUGAUAGCGGCAGAGGAUGAGAGAGUGAAGGGACCAAGAGAGCAAGGUCGUUUUCCCAGCUUUGAAGGGAGAGAGCUGGAGAGGCACCUCCUUUUGGACGGCUCUUUUUUAUACGGCUGCUAUUUGGCAAGUGCUUUUCUCGGUCAGAAGGCAUGAGCAUGUCAGCAGGACCUCCUGAAACCUCUCAGCACCCAAGAGUGGCACAGCUGUGCCCACUGUACAAGUGGCUUCCAGAUGUGAAUUGCCCAGGAGGAGAAGCAGACCUGGGACUUGCCCCUGUCCUUUUGUCCUCCAGAGCUUUACCUUAACUACUGUCCUCCUCCUCCCAGUCAUGAGUAGAGGAGGGGUGUCGAGCGGCGAAGGUGGAGUGAGGGAAGAUGGAGGAGGUUGAUGGGACUCGAGGGCUGGGACACACCUGCUCAGGGGGAAGCGGGGGAGAGAACUUUUUAAAAUAGUCAAACUGGAAAUAAAAACCUAUUAAAAGUUGAGGGUGAGGGAGGGAAGUAGAUAUUGAAAAGGUGUUAAACUGAAAAGCAAAGAAAUGGCAUCAGGAAAACUAAGGCUGGCAGUGAGCAAGGACAAGCGAUGGUCCAUGUCCCGAUUGCUCGGAGUGGACUGAACUAUUUAAUCAGGGUUAACCUGGGACAGCAAGCAUGGAACAACCCACCCACCCAAACCAAAGUGGCUUAGCCCUGGGCCAGUGACCUCGUCUGUUCUGAAACAAUUGCUGGGAGGUGCUAAAUAAAUAUUUGCUGAUAGGAAAUGAACAUCUGAAGUGAGAAAUGACAUGAAAUGAAGAGCUGGGCAUGGAGGCUUAUACUUAUCAUUCUAGCACUUGGGAGGUAGAGGUAGAGGGAUCAGGAGUUCAGGGUCAAUCUUGGCUGCAGAAAGAGUUAGAGGCCAGAGCUGUGUGCUGGUGGCAGCACACUCUAAUCCCAGCACUCAGGAGGCAAAGGCAGGUGGAUCUCUGAGUUUGAGGCCAGCCUGGUCUACAGAGCGAGUUCCAAGACAGCCAGGGCUGCACAGAGAAACUUUGUCUCAAAAAACCAAACAAACAAAAAGUAGAGGCCAGUAUGAGCUACAUGAAACCUUGUCUCCAAUAAAUAGUACACAAUCAAGUGAAACUAUCAGUGUUACGCUGCUGCUGAUGGAAGGGAACCAGGAGUCCCAUCCAUUGGCCAGAUGGGUGUGGCUACCUGGGGCGUUCCAAGCACUGAUACAGAUAGUGCUUAAGUCUAGGAAGACAACCCUCCCUUGAUCCACAGGUCUGCAUGGCGUUUGGGGGGUCUUAUGCCCUUGUGGUUCUUGAGAUUUGAGGAUCCCCUAGAGAUCAGUCUUGGAUGAGUUUUUUCCACCACCUAGGGUUCUCAAUUGUCCAGAUUUCACACAAGGGAUCUCCAACAAGAACUAGCAAACAUAGCCUGUCCUCUCUGGUUGUAGCGUCCCUUUCACACAAUGUGCCACUUCCCUGGAUAGAAAAAAAAAAUAUUACCUGAGUCUUAAAACCCAUAGUUCCAUUUUAUUUUUCCUCUGUGUUUUGUUUUAAAGUUUAUUUUUAUUUUAUGUGUAUAAGUGUUUUGCCUUCAUGUAUGUAAGUGCACCAUGUGUGUGCCUGGUGCCCAUAGAGGCCAGAAGACAGCAUUGGAUCCCCUGGAACUAGAGUUACAGACAGUUGUGAGCUGCCAUGUGGGUGUCAGGAACUGAACUCAGGUCCUCUGCAAAAGCAGCUACUGCUGUUAACUGCUGAGCCAUCGCUCCAACCCCUGUACUGUUUUUAGUCGAGAUUAGAUAGGUCAAGUCCUCAUCCUGAUCUCCCCCAGUGAGAAUGCUUCUCCACUGACUUGCCAGAGUUACCACCCACCACUCACCAGGCCUGUCCCCCAUCUGCAGAGGGAGGCCGCUGAACUAGGUUAUCCCAAGUUCCUUUUCAGUGCUAACAUCACAUCUUCAGGGGCUCCUGGGCUUGUGACAGUGCUGAUGGGGAAUGGAGACCCCAGACUUGUCACCUCCACAUUUGGAACAUGGAGGGAUCAAGAUAGCUGUAGUCCCAAGAAGGCGAACUUGCCAGGAACUGGCUGAGAUGAUUCUGCUGCUUGUGGUGAAAUGUCUUGGCAGACCAUUCAGGUAGGUCGGUACAGGUGAGGGAGAGGGUGGGGUUGACAUUCUUUCGGCCCCUGAGUGAUGUUUCCUUGCAGGAUUGGAUGCCUACAGACUAGUGGAUGCCAACUAGAUGGAUCCAUCCACAUUGGCAAAGUAGAGCUGGAGUCCCACGGACAGCAAGCUUGCUGAACACCUCUCACAGCCCUGCCCGACUGUCCUCCCGGAUCCUGUGACAAGUCUCUUCAGACUGCUGAUCACUGUGUGUUUUUGUGAGCCAAGGCUGUAUUUUAAUGAGCAAGGCUUUGAAAAGUGUCUUAAUACCUGAUACGGUAAGUACCCUUACCCUGUCCUCUAUUCUUUUUAAAAAAUCACCUUCUUAUAUUGCUGGUUUACUUUUAUAUAUCUUAUAAUUAGCUUGUCAAAGUUCCAUGGGGGGAAAAAAAACCUUAUUAAGUGAGACUGCAUUGGAGGGAAAAAUAGCAUCAUUAGGAUGCCAUCAGCUUCUCCCAUCUGCGACUGCGGCGCCGUCUCCCGUGGUCAGUCUCCCUUGUUUGGUGUGGUUUUGCUUUGCUUUUAAUACCUUCUAAUAAAAGCUGGCCCCGCAGGUCAUAGACAUCCUCCACAUUUCUUAAUGGCUUGACUCCUGAACACCUUAUUAGUUUUGUUGCUUUUGUGAAUGGAAAAACUUGCCCAGUUUUUCAUUUCACUUUCCAAAUUUUAAUCAAUUUGCUAAUCACUGUGCAGCAUUCACAGACACACACCAAGUGAACGUGCUUUGUCCCUGGACAGACAAAUCAGAGUACAGCACACGUGCAUUCUCAGCUAAUUGGCAAGGAAUGAAUUUGAAUGUUUGAAUUAAAUUUCAAUUAUACAAGUAAAACACAAAUACAUUUUCUUUUCAAUACAGUCCACAUUACAGAUGGGGCAUCCCUACUUGGCCCUUAGCCUCUGCCUUGGGUCCAUACACCUUCAGGGGAGAGCUGAUAUUAGUGCCUCUGUUUGUCUAGUGUUUGCUUGUGCCCUUUCCAACAUGUCUGUUCUUUUGUUGGUCUGUCUGCAUAGGCAGGUGGUGUCCACUGGAGGUGCUUUCUACGCUGUGUGCCCUGCAGGACUCGCCUCGAGCGGCUGUCUGCUUCUCCGUUCACUCCAGUGCUCCACGCAGCUGGCCGCACACAGCCGCAACAAGCAUGUCCCCUUCUGUUUUAAUGUUUCCUAUUGGUUGACUGUAGAAAUGCCUUUGGUGGUUUUCAUAACAAACACGCUGAGGGUACCCUUCACUAGUCCCCUUUUGCUCACAUACACAUAUUUCUGUAGGACAAGUACUUGGAACGGUUGGGCCACAGGGAAGACACGUCCUGAAUUCAGAUAAAAACAGCUACAGUCUCCUGCCAGAGCCUCUCCAACUUUAACAUUUCCCCAGUUGGAUGGGUAAAAAGACUGUCACGGGUUAGUGUACCCUGUCAUGCCACAGCUGAAGCUUUUGUUUGCCUUCAUUCCUAGUUCUCUCUCUGGAUCGUAUGGCCAAGUCCUUCUUGCUUCUCUGCCUCUGCCUGCUUGCCUCCCUCUCCCUUUCUUUCCCUCCCUCUUCCCAUCUCUCUCUCUCUCUCUCUUUUUCUUCCAUUAUUUGAGACAAGGUCUCACUAGGUACCCCAUCCUAGCUUCAAAUUCAGGGUCCUCCAACCUCAGUCUCACUCAGCACUGGGAUUAUAGGUAUGAUACCACAUCUUGCCCAUUUCUUUUCUUUUUCUUUCUUUCUUUCUUUCUUUCUUUCUUUCUUUCUUUCUUUCUUUCUUUCUUUCUUUCUUUCUUUCUUUCUUCCUUCCUUCCUUCCUUCCUUCCUUCCUUCCUUCCUUCCUUCCUUCUUUUCUUUCUUUCUUUCUUUCGAGAUAUUUUAUCUUUCAUUGGUUUCUGGUUCUUUAUCUAUUUCCUGCAUUUUAUAUACUAAUACUGUGUCACUAGUGACAAGUAUUUCUCUACAUUGUAGUUCCUUUGCCAUUUAGUUGAAUUGCUUUUAGAAACAAUUGAAGUUUUGAUGCGGUCAUCUGCUGGUUUUACUUUUACACCUCCUUUUGGCAACCUUAAGAAGCCGCCUUUAGCAGGGCGGCGGUGGUGCACACCUUUAACCCCAGCACUCGGGAGGCAGAGGCAAGCAGAUCUCUGUGAAUUUAAGGCCAGCCUGGGCUACAGAGUGAGUUCUGGGACAGCCAAGGCUACACAGUGAAAUCCUGUCUGUCUUAAAAAAACAAAAAAGAAGAGGCCUUCUUUUAUAUUAAUUUCAAGGCAUUUUUUCCUGUAUUUUCUUCUCUGGCAUUUAUAGUUUACAUAUAUAUGUUUAUAUAUAGUUUGUAAAUCUAUGUUUAUGUCAUGUAUAAAGAAUAAAUUCCGUAUUCACGAAUCUUAUCUAAUGUCAUCACCCUACUCUUUUGUAGAAUGUCGAUGGUAUCAUUCUAAGCCUGCUCCCUUUACCUGGUACCACCCCACUGGCCGGGUGCACUGUGUAAAGCCGUCCCUGGUCCUCUGCCUGUCUGCUCCCAGGCUUGCUGAUAGACUGUGGUAAGAGCAGAACCGACUCCCCCUCUCCGCUGUGCAGAGCUGAUCUGCUCAGCCUUGUGCCUUAGUCCUACCAUACAAAUUUUAAAUUUAUUGAUUUCCAAGAGAACGUUUGUUGGAGUUACACUGAAUUCACAGAUAAGCCUGCGAGAAAUCAGUCUCUCUUUUUUUUUUCUUUUUUCUUUUUUUUUUUUGGUUUUUUCAAGACAGGGUUUCUCUGUGUAGCUUUGCGCCUUUUCCUGGAACUCACUCGGUAGCCCAGGCUGGCCUCGAACUCACAGAGAUCCGCCUGGCUCUGCCUCCCGAGUGCUGGGAUUAAAGGCGUGCGCCACCACCGCCCGGUUCAGUCUCUCUUUUUUGUGUUCUCGAUGCACCCUCCCAGCCCAGGGCAUCUGUCCCUCUGGAGAAGAUGGCUGCUUUCUCUGGGUCAUCUUGCUUUUUGUUUCUUGAUGGAUUUAAUCCUCAGUCCUCUUAGUCCUCUUACAGGGUUUUCCUGUAGCUCUGGAUGGCAGGUCCCCUCGGCUCCUGCUUGCUUGACCCGUGUUCUCCAUCUCAACCACUCACUAAUCAGUGAGCUUGCUCUGCAGACACACACAGAGUAAACGUUCUUCCUCCCUGGGCACAAACACACGAGCACCGCCGAACACAGAGCUGGCAUAAUUAGCUGAAAACAAAUUAGAAUCUUUCCAAAUUACACUUUAAUUAAGCAAGCAAAGCCUGAAUACAUUCUCCCUUUUAGAGGUGGAAUGGCGUGGACCCAGCUGCUGUCUCUGCCACCUGAGACUGGGGCCUUCUCCUCCAGGAAGACUCUGUGCAGAGCUUCAGGGAUGUCUUUUCAGAAUAACAUACAUCUUAGCAAUGGUGAGGGGAUCUGGAACGGAUGCGGCCUAGUCAUGGGUGUUAAGCGGUACUUGUCUCAUUUACUGUCUGCCUGGGUCAUACUUACCUGUGUUCUGUUUGCCCUUCCAAACACCACUAUCCUGAAGUUCCGGUUUUUCCUCAGUCAGAAAGAGCACACAGAACUCCAAGGCACAGGCUCCAGAAACACUCUUCAGGGCCAAGGUAUCCACUGUUUGAGUUUUUGGUUGAUUUUGAUUUUUGAAACAAGAUUUCAUGUAGCCCAGGCUGGCCUCAAACUCUCUGUAUAACCGAGGAUGACCUUGAACUCUGGUCUCACUGCUUCCCCCUCCAAUUGUUAGAGCUACGGGCCGCUACAUCCAGUCAGAUUUAGACUCUUACUUUGCCUUCUGAAGGCCUUCCCUUCACCAGCCUUACAAAUAUUUUUCCACUUUUUUUCCUCUGAAAACUUGCUGCUGCUUUUCUUACAUUUGUAUCACAUGAUUGUUUUUCAGCUCUCACAUCUAACACAUCACUGCAGGCAAAGUUUAUUAGAGUGUGGUAUUGGUGUUUAGUUUUGAUACAUUUCAAAAUGGAUGACUACGUUUUCCAGUACAAGGUACUGGCCAUGCUGUCCUCUCCUCCAGUGAUUCUGGCUCACUCCCAGCUCUGUCCAGCACGGCUCCUCCUCUCCAGCCAUCCGUUGGCUCCCUGGAGUUGCUUUGAUAACAGCCAAAGCAAUCCACUCUGUUGGUUUUGUGGCCUCAUCUUGGUCUUGUAUGUUGUCACACAGUUUACAUUUUUGAACCAGCUGCUCAAGCUUUAAAACCUUGCUGGGAUUUUUAGGGGAUCUGUGCAUGAAUUUGAGGGAAAUGGGCAUCUUUAUCUUGUAGCACAUAUGGUGUCUCCCAGUUCCAGGCAUCUUCCUGCCUUUUAGAAGUUUGGUGUUUUUCCUCUGGUGACAGUCUUGCCUAUUUCUUGGUUUAUUCUUAGGUACUUAAGGUUUUGCUAGCAGCCCUCUGCUCCUGCUUGCUUGACCCGUGUUCUCCAUCUCAACCACUCACUAAUCAGUGAGCUUGCUCUGCAGACACACACAGAGUAAACGUUCUUCCUCCCUGGGCACAAACACACGAGCACCGCCGAACACAGAGCUGGCAUAAUUAGCUGAAAACAAAUUAGAAUCUUUCCAAAUUACACUUUAAUUAAGCAAGCAAAGCCUGAAUACAUUCUCCCUUUUAGAGGUGGAAUGGCGUGGACCCAGCUGCUGUCACCUCUACCAAAGUCCUAUAUCCCACCUCCCCCUCCCCCACAGCUUUGUGCAUCUGUUUCUAGGGCAUGCAUGAAAUCCAUGCGGGUGCUUUGAGGGAGUCCACUGUGUUGAGAGCUUGCCGGAGGCUGCAUCUUGACGCGCUCUAGUGUCUUUACAACACAGCCAUGCAGAUUCCGAAAGCUCUUGUCCUCUAACACAGUGGAGCAUGUAUGCCCUCAGUUCUCACAUUCUCCAUCUCCAGGCUCCACCAACAUUUAGUUGAUUCUUUGUCUUUAUUCUGUUCUGAGCAGCCUUUUCUUGGCACUGAUGAAGAGGUAGGAUGCUGGGUCUGCACGUUUUCAAUUUUAGCAGACUUCACCGGUGCCCUCCAUGGUUUCUGUACCAUGCAAGCAUCUAGCCAGAGGCUGACUUUAAUCCCCACACCGUGAGCAGUUGUCAGUGUUUGCCGAUCGGAUGGGUGAAAAAGUUAAAUCCCUUUUUAAAUUUGUAUUUUCCUGUUUGCCAGUGAGGUUUUCGUGUGUACAUUGGGCAUUUUUUUUAUUCCUGCCGCUCUGAACUGCCUGUUUUUGCAUUAAGCUCUUCAUUGACCUGUACAAUGUCCUGAUGUAAUCUGGAUAGUAAGCUUUUGUGCAUUUUGGACAAAUAUUUUUUUCUGGCUCUCAGCUCUGUGUAGACUCCUGUGUUAGACAGAAGUGACCAAUUUCGAUCUAGUGCAUUUCCUCAAUCUCCUUUAUUGCUUUUUGAAUAUAUAUCAUAUUUGGUUUAAAUGGACCCUUUAUUCUUUUCUAAUGGUUUCACAGUUUUUGUUCUUGGCUCUUUCUUGUAUCUGAAAUGUAUUUCUGAUUGAAUUGAGACAGCAUCUAACCUUUCUCAAAACGGACAGCCAAUUAUCGGAACACAAUAGAAUGAUCGGCUUGUUCAUCCUUUCUCUGCCGCUCUGAUGGGAUGCUUCCUCUAGACUGAGGCCCCAUUGCUAGGAGGCUGCGGGGCCCCUGGUUUGUUUUUUUUUUUUUUUUUUAACUAAUCUGUUUAUUCCUGUCAGCACAAGACUUUAAUUUGCCAUUGCUUUUUUACCACCUUUCGGUAUCUGUUAAGUAAAAUGCCACAUGUCACCGUACUUCCCUACAGCCGUCUUAGCUCACUCCUCCACACGGAUUUUAAAAGCCGCUUGUCAAAUCCUGUGAAUGCCGAGAUUAACGGGGAGACUGACAUCAGUACAAUGCUGUGCCGUUCACUGCAGGGACGAGGCAGAACUCUGUUUGUCCAUCAUGUCUUCCACACACCCAGCUUUCUCCUGAGAAACUUGUGGCUUUCCUCUCGGGUUUCUUUCUUUGAUUUCCAUUAGUGUUGUGAAUGAGUCCUCACUGCCGCCUCCCCCGUUUUGUUUGGCUUUUGUUUGCUACAUUUCUUUUUAAUCUCCUUUCUAAUGGCUGCACUUCAUUCACAGACACACACAAAGUAAAUGUUCUUCCUCCCUGGGCACAAACACGCAAGCACAGCCGAGCACAGAGCCAGCAUAAUUGGCUGAAAAUGAAUGGGAAUUUUUUCAAAUUAAAGUUUAAUGACACAAGCGAACAUGAAUACAUCCUCCUUUUUAAGAACCAGAGCACCGCUGCCAGAGCCGGAGCCCCUUCUGGCCACCUGCUUCCAUCCCAUUCCCUUCCUCUUCCCCAGGGGCAGCCACCGUGAUGGCUUGGUGUGGACUUUUCUAAAAACUUGUAAAUGUACCUGUGCACCCACAGGAAAUAGAGAAUUUUGUCGAUACUCAGUUUUUACACUGAGUGACUAUUAUUAAGGCUGCAGAAUGGGGUGGCAGGAUUGCCACGCAUCCUGAUGUGGCAGUGGGGGAGGGCGGGCGGGUGCAGGGAAGACUGAGCAGCUGUGGACACAUGGAGGAAUGAGGAAGGAAGGGGCAGCUAGAUCCCAUACCAGUCAGAGAUCACAGAAUAGAACUUUAAACCGUGUGUGGGCAUGGGGCUGUCAGGAGUAGUUUCCAAAGGCCCCAAAGCUUAGUCUGUCAUGUGGGACAUAGAGGUCUUACAGAUAAGAAAGGGGUAUAGCAGGUUUUUAUAGUUUUAUAGCAGGUUUUAUAGUUUUGAGACCUCCUGUGAACCCAUUUCAGUGUCAUGGGACUUAGAAGGGCAGCUUCAGGGCCCCGCUUCACUCCCUCGCCAGAGAUGUGCUGGCGGCUUUCCUGGCCUUCCCCUUCCCUUUCUGUCUAGGUGCUGCUGGGUGAAAACAUGAAACUUGGAACUCUGGCAGCCAUCCUGCGAUCAGGAGGGGAACGAGACUGCUGACUCUGAGCCAGCCUACCUGCAACCACUGACUUCUGGAUUGUUCACACUUGAAUAAAUGUUCUUGCUGUUA
Messenger RNA from Peromyscus californicus insignis, 16313 nucleotides. RefSeq names its product BLCAP apoptosis inducing factor (gene Blcap). Bases 308 to 571 code for a protein of 87 amino acids. Lineage: Eukaryota; Metazoa; Chordata; Mammalia; Rodentia; Cricetidae. The record is from RefSeq and is a predicted model, not a curated record. The transcript has 3 exons.